AUGUCAGAGCAGUACCGACCUUCUCUAGACGACCCUGCCGUUUGGGUUCCUUACCGCUAUCACCCUUCACGGACUGCAGCAAUCAUCUUUGUUGUUGCCUUUUCCCUAACAACCCUCUUGCAUACCUUCCAGUUAUGCAAGAGAAAGACCAGGUAUUUCAUACCUCUGGUUGUCGGUGGCAUAUUUGAAAUCUUGGGUUACGUCGGAAGAAUUCUCUCUACCAACGACCUCUGGGCUCUAGGCCCAUUCAUCAUGCAGUCGCUGCUCCUGCUGAUUGCCCCCGCCCUCUUUGCUGCGUCCAUCUACAUUGUGCUCGGGCGUAUCAUACUUAUGGUCGAUGGCGAACAAUACUCUCUGAUCCAUCAAAAGUGGCUCACGAAGAUUUUUGUGGCUGGCGAUGUAAUCAGCUUCCUGGUUCAGGCGGGAGGAGGUGGUAUCCAAGCGGCUGGUUCUCUGGCACUGCUGCACGCCGGAGAGAAGAUCAUCGUCGUGGGCCUGUUCCUUCAGCUCACUUUCUUUGGGUUUUUCAUCGUCGUCGCAGGGCUCUUUCACUACCGUUUCGCCAAAGCCAAUGCUGGAGCGGCAUCUAGAUGCACAGACGAGUCCGGUCAUGAGCACUCCUCCAAGCGCGAUUUACACCGCCACUCUUCGAACUCACCCACAAGUUAUGGAGAUACGCGACAUCCAGCCCUCAGUGUUUACAAUUUACCCUGGAAACGCCACAUGUACGUGUUAUACGUCGCAUCUGCCUUGAUCAUGAUCAGGAGCGUAUUCCGUGUGGUGGAGUACUUGCAAGGAAACAACGGGUAUAUCCUGCGGCAUGAAGUCCAUCUGUACAUUUUUGAUGCUCUCCUGAUGCUGAUUGUCAUGUGCCUGUUCAACUGGAUCCAUCCAGCGCAGGUUACGGGCCUGUAUCACCAGAGGAUGGCGGAAAGCGAUAUGUAUACGAUGGAAAUGCAUAAUAGUCACAUACAGCACGAAACGGUUUAG
This is a messenger RNA of Ascochyta rabiei, 990 nucleotides long. RefSeq lists its product as uncharacterized. The transcript has 2 exons. Gene Ontology annotation, cellular component: membrane. The record is from RefSeq and is a predicted model, not a curated record. The coding region runs from base 1 to 990 and encodes 329 amino acids. Lineage: Eukaryota; Fungi; Ascomycota; Dothideomycetes; Pleosporales; Didymellaceae.